Molecule: messenger RNA, 2235 nt
Organism: Zootoca vivipara (common lizard)
Lineage: Eukaryota; Metazoa; Chordata; Lepidosauria; Squamata; Lacertidae
Product: cytochrome P450 2J2
Biological process (GO): xenobiotic metabolic process
Cellular component (GO): intracellular membrane-bounded organelle; cytoplasm
Molecular function (GO): oxidoreductase activity, acting on paired donors, with incorporation or reduction of molecular oxygen, reduced flavin or flavoprotein as one donor, and incorporation of one atom of oxygen; iron ion binding; heme binding
Source: RefSeq, a predicted model, not a curated record
AGAGAGAGAGAGAGAGAGAGAGAGAGAGAGAGAGAGAGAGAGAGAGAGAGAGAGAGAGAGAGAAUGUACACGUGCACACUUUGCUUUUCCUAAAGGUCUCGGUCUCAUUUUUAUUUAAUGAACAUUUGGAACAAAAUUAUUUCCUACAUAUUUUUGUCACAAAAUUGGUCUGGAUUCUAAUUGCAAUUAAUAUUAAUCGGACAUCCUCUCAUUUGUGUGACACAUAUAAGCAUGAUUAUAGUGUUCGAUUGUGUUACAUGACUUGCAAUCACAAGGCAACUUGCAAAUGAUGACACAACACUUGUUGCUUGUUUGUUUUAAGUAACUGAGCAUAUAAAAACAGGGAGUACUGCUGAUGUCUUUGAUGAAAGCAAAUACUCCUUAGAUAAAGAGAGUUGAACCUGACCAGACAACCUAGAAAGAAUUAAGGAGAAAGAGACAGCAAGAGAAGGAUGGAGAUAUGGGCAUUUUUUAUUGCUCUGCUGGUGGCGCUUCUGAUUCUGCACUACCUGAAACAGCUUUGGUCACGCAGGCAUUACCCUCCAGGACCUCUCCAGCUUCCUCUCGUGGGAGCCAUGUGGCUGUUUGGAUUCAAGAUUCAUGAAAAUACUCUCGUUCAGCUGGGAAAGCAACAUGGAAAUGUUUUCACCCUAUGGAUAGGACAUCUACCCAUUGUAGUACUGUGUGGAUUCCAAGCAGUGAAAGAAGCUCUCAUUGACCACUCUGACAAAUUAGACCAGCGACCAGAGACUCCUUUCCUUAGGACUAUGGCAAAAGGAAAGGGUAUUGCAUUAUCAAAUGGUCACACCUGGAGGCAACAGAGACGCUUUGGUGUAGUUACUAUGCGGAAGCUGGGGCUGGGUAAGAAAGGCAUGGAGCACCAAGUAGCAGAGGAGGCCCAUCAGCUCAUGGAGGUUUUUUCACGUUCAAAGGGACAGCCACUUGACCCCUCCAUGCUCAUCAGUAAUUCAGUCUCCAAUGUGAUAUGUGCUGUGGCUUUUGGGCACCGGUUUGCUCUUGAAGAUGAACGGUUCCAGAAGCUGAUAGAAGCCAUGGAUUUUGUCCUAAAAUUUUUCAGCACUUUUUGUCAUACUCUUUAUGAAACGCUCCCAUGGCUCAUGAAACAUCUCCCAGGGCCCCACAAGAAGGCCUUAUCCUGUGCAGAGAUUAUGCUUUCAUUUGCAAAGGAGGAGAUAGAGAAGCAUAAGGAGAAUCAGUCUCUGCAUGAGCCACAGGAUCUCAUUGAUUACUAUCUACUUCAGAUGGAGAAAAGCAGGAAUGACCCAGAGUCCACCUAUGAUGAAGAGAAUUUGGCUUGGUGUAUUACUGACCUCUUUGUAGCAGGGACAGAGACAACCACCGGUUCUCUGAAAUGGGCACUUCUCCUCCUGGCAAAUCAUCCAGAUAUCCAAGAUAAAAUGCACAAGGAAAUCGAAGAUGUCAUAGGUUCUGCUCACUCAAUCUGCUAUCAAGAUAAGAAGAAACUGCCCUACACCAAUGCUGUGAUUCAUGAAAUGCAGCGCUUUAAAUAUAUCAUUUUUUUGGGGUUGCCUAGGCAAUGUACAAAGGAUGUGAAGCUGUGUGGUUUUCUCAUUCCCAAGGGGACUAUUAUUCUUCCUAAUCUGCGCUCUGUUCUUCAUGAUCCGACACGAUGGGAGACACCUGCAGAGUUCAACCCAAAUCAUUUUUUGGACAAGGAUGGACAAUUCGUGAGCAGAGAAGAAUAUCUGCCAUUUGGUGCAGGGGCUCGCAUUUGUUUGGGAAUGCAGCUGGCAAAGAUUGAAAUAUUCAUCUUCCUGACCAGCCUGCUGAGGGCAUUCAGGUUCCAGCUGCCAGAAGGAGUCAAAGAACUUAAUCAAGAGGCUAUAAUAGGAACUACAACACAUCCCCAUCCUUAUAAACUCUGUGCCAUUCCCCGUUGCAACACAUAAUGAAAUAUGAAAAUAUUAGGAGGUGCCCCCCUGCUUCCUCCACUCGGUGACCCCUUUGCCACUCUGGACACAUGAACCCCCUAGAAUUUCUCAUUCCCUUCCCUUCCCUUCCCUUCCCAUCUCAUCCCAUACAACUGCUGAGGUCUCUCUUCACCUUUGCAGCUCAAUUUCUGAAGCCACUUCUCUCUUAUCUUCUGCAGCUCUGCUUUGCAUCCAUUUUCCCCUUCACCCCAUCUCCUCCUUUCCUUUAGGCCCUUUCCUUCCCCCACUUUCAUCUUCCUCCCAAUCCCCAUGCCUCCUUACU